Messenger RNA from Toxotes jaculatrix (banded archerfish), 1427 nucleotides. RefSeq names its product tyrosine hydroxylase 2 (gene th2). The transcript has 12 exons. Bases 1 to 1419 code for a protein of 472 amino acids. The record is from RefSeq and is a predicted model, not a curated record. Gene Ontology annotation, molecular function: iron ion binding; tyrosine 3-monooxygenase activity. Lineage: Eukaryota; Metazoa; Chordata; Actinopteri; Toxotidae. Gene Ontology annotation, cellular component: axon; perikaryon; cytoplasm. Gene Ontology annotation, biological process: dopamine biosynthetic process from tyrosine.
AUGAAGACGGAGAGUGUGGUGCAGGCGGCACCUUUCAGCGGGAGGAAGCAGAGUCUGAUCGAAGAUGCUCGCAGGGAGCGCAGCAGCGGCUCCGGUGGCUCCCCGGGGCCCUCCAGGUACGGAGACAGCUUUGUGUUUGAAGAGAAGGACGGCAGGGUCACGCUGAACGUCCUGUUCACUCUCAGCAAUGAGAAAAACGCAGGAUUCUUCAAAACUGGGAAAGUAUUCGAGACGUUUGAAGCUAAACUUCUCCACAUUGAAAGUCGACCAGGGAGGAAGUCAAAAAACAGCACGACAGACCUGGAGUUUUUCAUGAAAUGUGAAGUUCACAGCUCUGACCUGGACGUUUUCAUCAACUCCCUGAAGAGAGUGGCUGAUGAUGUUCGCUCGAUACCAGAGGAAAAAGUUCCCUGGUUUCCUCGACAGAUAAAAGACCUGGACAGAUGCAACAUGUUAAUAACCAAAUUUGAUCCAGACAUGGAUCAGGACCAUCCAGGAUUCAACGAUCCAGAAUACAGAAAAAGACGGGCUUUCAUCGCUGAGCUUGCCUUCAGAUACAAACAGGGGGAUGCACUGCCCAUUGUGGAAUAUACAGCAGAAGAAGUAUCCACAUGGAGGGAGGUUUACCAGCAGCUGCGGAGUAUUUACCCGAGUCUGGCCUGUCGUCAGUUCCUGGACGGUCUGCAGCAGCUGGAGAAAGAGUGUGGCUAUGGAGAGGACUGCAUCCCCCAGCUCAGAGAGGUUUCCGCCUUCCUGAAAGAGAAAACAGGUUUCCAGCUGCGUCCCGUGGCCGGCCUCCUCUCAGCCAGAGAUUUCCUUGCCAGUCUGGCCUUCAGGGUGUUUCAGUGCACACAGUACAUCCGACACUCCUCUGCACCCAUGCACUCCCCUGAGCCAGACUGCUGUCAUGAACUACUUGGCCACAUUCCCAUGUUGUCAGAUAAAGAAUUCGCCCAGUUUUCACAGGAGAUUGGACUUGCUUCGCUUGGAGCUUCAGAUGAGGACAUUGAGAAACUGUCAACGUUAUACUGGUUUACUGUGGAGUUUGGCCUCUGUAAACAGAAUGGAGCGGUGAAAGCUUACGGCGCUGGACUCCUGUCGUCCUAUGGAGAGCUCGUUUACGCUCUGUCUAAUGAGCCAGAGUACAAGCCGUUCAACCCAGAGGAGACAGCAGUGCAGCCGUACCAGGACCAAACCUACCAGCCUGUUUACUUUGUGUCUGAGAGCUUUGAGGAUGCAAAGACUAAGCUGAGGAAGUACUCUACAACCAUCAAGCGUCCCUUUGCAGUUCGCUAUGACCCCUUUACCUGCAGCAUGGAGGUUCUGGAUCAACCCAGCAAGAUCCAAAACGCUCUGAGCCAGAUGAGAGAAGACCUGAAGACCCUGCACAGUGCCUUGGAGAAGCUCAGCUCAUCUUAAGGCCAGGA